CUCUCACUAACACCAAAUUAGUGUUGGUAGCCUACAUCGCCUUGUGUACCCCUAGGGGAUAGAGAUCAUGCAGUGUUAUCUCAGCUUGAAUACUGGCCUUGAUCACGAGGCCGCAGUAGUAUUCCCUGGGCCUACCGUCAGUCUUUCGAAGCGAUAUUCUCCAAACCGGAAGAAAGUAUCUUGACGAUGAAGAACAUCAUUAUCGAUACUGACCCUGGGGUUGACGACGCCGUAGCGCUGCUCUACGCGUUGUCACUACCUAAAGACAUCAACUGUCUUUUGGUUUCCCUGACCUUCGGAAACGUCUCCCUGAGACAAUGCUUCUGCAAUCUCUAUACAAUCUUGGACGUUGCACACAAGCAAGGUCUGCUGGAUGGGAAAACAAUCCCAGUAGCAUGUGGACAGGACAAGCCUUUAUUUUCAAGCGAGACUGUGGAUGCUGCUCAUUUUCACGGGGGAGAUGGUCUCGGGGGCAUGCACAAAACCCAUGCCGAAUACACGCCACAAGGUUGGGAAGAUGUCUUCUCCGGUGCAAGCCAGCCAGACAGUGGCAAAGGCUUCAGUAUCCUUGACCGACCUGCAGACCAAGAGAUCCUUCACUUGCUCCAGUCUCAUGAGGAAGACAGCAUCACCAUAGUCGCCAUAGGUCCACUCAGCAACGUUGCCAAAGCUGCGAUCGCCGACCCCCAGACAUUCUCGAGAGUCGCCGAGGUUGUCGUAAUGGGCGGCUGCAUCGAUACAGUGGGCAAUGCCAAUCCCUUCGCCGAGUUCAACACCUUUGCCGACCCUGAGGGGUGCUGAUCCAUCUGUCGGGUUCAUCAUAGGAGGAACAUCCGCCGGUGGUUCAAUGACGGCUGUGCUUGCCCACCUCGCCCGAGAUGAAGGGCUUUCACCAGCCCUGACAGGCCAGUAUCUCGGCAUCCCCGGCAUUGGCCCUCCUUCAUACAUACCCGACAAGUACAGGGAGCUCUUGCUCUCCCGCGAGCAGAACAAACACGCUCCUAUGCUUCCCGCGGCGGCUAUCGACAUGUUCAUGCAAGGUUACAAACCGGACGCAUCAGACCCUUUAUACAACGUGCUAGCUGCACCCGGCGGACAUUCUCAGCUUCCCAAGACAUACUUUCAGAUCAAUGGCCUGGAUCCGCUGCGCGACGAAGCGUUGAUCUACGAGAAGAUCUUACGAGAAGAUAAC
This is a messenger RNA of Exophiala viscosa, 1192 nucleotides long. RefSeq names its product Inosine/uridine-preferring nucleoside hydrolase domain-containing protein. Gene Ontology annotation, molecular function: purine nucleosidase activity. Gene Ontology annotation, biological process: purine nucleoside catabolic process. The record is from RefSeq and is a predicted model, not a curated record. The transcript has 2 exons. The coding region runs from base 187 to 801 and encodes 204 amino acids. Gene Ontology annotation, cellular component: cytosol. Lineage: Eukaryota; Fungi; Ascomycota; Eurotiomycetes; Chaetothyriales; Herpotrichiellaceae.